GAUGUCUGGAGCCCUUCACGACCCGGACCCGCCGAACAUCGCCUCCAUUCCCGGGGCAGCAGCGCAGCAGGAGCCGGAGGCAGCCAGCCUGAUAUGGCUGUGGACCGCGUUGGGGCUGGGGACUGGGCUCAUGCUGCUAAUGACCACGGUCCGGAGGCUCGUCUUGGGCUGCCGCUGGGACUGCCCGAACCCCUUCGCUGAGGACGUGAGGAGACCCCCCCGGGCGCUGGUGACUCUCCAGAAGGCCCGGAGGAGGGUCCUCAAACAAGCUUUCUCAGACGAGCGAGUACCAAACCAGCUGGAUGCCGUGGUGAUCGGGAGUGGCAUUGGGGGCCUGGCAGUAGCUGCUGUCCUAGCCAAAGCUGGGAAACGGGUCCUGGUGCUGGAGCAGCACACGACGGCAGGGGGCUGUUGUCAUACCUUUGGCCGGGAUGGCCUGGAGUUUGACACAGGAAUCCACUAUGUUGGGGAGUUGAAAAAGGGAAGCUUUUGCCGCUUCUUCCUGGACCAGAUCACAGAGGGGCAGCUGGAUUGGGCUUACCUGGGUUCCCCAUUUGACAUCAUGGUGUUGGAAGGACCCAACGGCAGAAGGGAGUUCCCCAUGUACUCUGGGGAGAAAGCCUAUGUUCAGGGCCUCAAGGAAAAGUUUCCUGAUGAAGAAGCCGCCAUAGACAAGUACAUGAAGAAGGUGAAGGAGGUAGCAAGAGGAUCCUCUCACAUGAUCCUGUUGAAGAUCCUCCCUUUGCCAGUGGUGAGGCUGCUGGACAGGUUGGGGGUGCUGGCCUUUUUCUCCCCUUUCUUGAGAGCAGCCACUCAGAGCUUGGCAGAGGUGCUCAACCAGCUGCCGGCUUCCCAGGAGCUCAAAGCUGUGCUCAGCUACAUCUGUCCCGCCUAUGGCAUGACCCCAAAGAACUCCAGCUUCUCUAUGCACGCCUUACUAACCCACCACUUCCUGGAUGGGGCAUUUUACCCUCUCGGAGGCUCUAGUGAAAUCGCUUUCCACCUCAUCCCUGUGAUUCAGCGGGCUGGGGGUGCGGUCCUUGCCAGGGCAACAGUGGAGAGCAUGCUGCUGGAUUCAGCUGGAAGAGCCUGUGGUGUCAGGGUGAAGAAGGACAAAGGGCUGGUGAACAUCCUUUCCCCCAUUGUGAUCUCCAAUGCGGGAAUAUUUAAUACCUAUGAGCGCUUAUUGCCUGAGAAAGCCCGCUGUUUACCAGGUAUACAGACCCAGCUGGGAAUGGCACACCAUGGCCUGUCUACACUCUGUGUCUACAUCUGCCUCCGUGGUUCCAGGAAAAAACUAGGCCUGGAAGCCAACAACUGUUACGUCUACUUUGACACAGAUGUCGACCAAGCGAUGGAGAGCUACCUGUCCCUACCCAGGGAGAAGGCUGUGGCACACAUUCCCUUUUUCUUCAUCACCUCAGCAUCAGCCAAAGACCCAACAUGGAAGGACAGGUUCCCAGACCAAUCCACACUGAUCAUGAUGCUGCCUGCCCGCUAUGAGUGGUUUGAAGAGUGGAAGGAAGAGCCCCAGGGCAAGAGGGGGCGAGAAUAUGAGGCCCUGAAGGACUCCUUCCUAGAUGCUUCUUUGUCUGUGUUGAUGAAACUGCACCCUCAGCUGGAGGGAAAGGUUCAUAAUGUAUCAGUCGGGAGUCCACUCAGCCAUCAGUUCUUCCUGGCUGCCCCCCGUGGACAGAACUAUGGGGUUGCCCAUGACCUGAACCGUCUCCAGCCCCAUGUCACGGCCACCAUGCGGGCCCAGAGCCCCAUCCCCAAUCUCUACCUUACAGGGCAGGACGUGUUCACCUGUGGUUUGUUUGGGGCCCUGCACGGGGCCCUGUUGUGCAGCAGCACCAUCCUGCAGAGGAACGUGCACCUGGACCUGCUGAGGCUCCGUUCCCGGGUCUCUGCUGCCCUGCCCAAGAAGAUCAAUUAGCACAGUCCAAGUGGCACAGCCUCAGUGGCAAGGAGCCCUGGGUCCCGGGUGGACCUGAGAGGUGGUGCCUUGAUGAUGCCACGGUUCUAAUGCAGAGCUGUCACUUCGAUAUCCAAGGCGAAGUCCAAGGAGGUUUUUUUUCUUUUAGAUGACGAUUGCCAAGUCAGGUCCUUGGUGAUCUUGGGGCAGGAAUGGCACUUCCCAGCAGUGUUUAAAAGGGGAUC
This is a messenger RNA of Dromiciops gliroides (monito del monte), 2160 nucleotides long. RefSeq names its product all-trans-retinol 13,14-reductase-like. Lineage: Eukaryota; Metazoa; Chordata; Mammalia; Microbiotheria; Microbiotheriidae. The transcript has 11 exons. Bases 2 to 1936 code for a protein of 644 amino acids. The record is from RefSeq and is a predicted model, not a curated record.